GAGGUAGGUAGCCAGCCAGCCAGCCGUCCGUACGUACGUCGCUCGCUCGCUGCUGCCGUCAGUUACCUCUGUACACCAGCCAGAAGGGGACGUGUGUGGCGGUGUCUCCCGAGCGGCCUGGCUCGCUGCUCCACGACAUUUGGAUACAUGCCCGCAGACAUCAGCUGUAGUGAGUGGCUCUCGGCGACCUCGUGGAUGCUUAGUGAUGCCCCGAGAGUGUGACGUGUGGAGAGACUCUUUCGACACUUGUUUACAUGUUGUUCAGAGUUUAACUUGUGAUUUGAUGACAAGUGAUGAGGACACCCACACGACAAUUGAAGCAUAUCAUCAAAUCUAGUGUCGCUGCAGUGAUCGCAGACAGCCAGUGAUAGUGUCAGUCAAUGUACAAAUUAUCGAAGUUUUGUGGUAAGAGUUGAGUAUCAAGUCUGGAUAUAUUUGGAACACAGGUGAACUCGAAGCUGCAACUUAGAUUCUUGUGUCAGUCUUGUGAUAACUUGAGCAGUGAAGGCGAGCAUUUUGAAAGUUGCUGUCGCGACACAAUAGGACUGUAUACGCAUUGUGCAUGGACAGUAGAGCCAACAGCAACUGCAACAACACCUCCUCAACACCUCUGUCUUCGAGGUGCCCGGCGUGCGGCUGGUCGUGGCCGCCAGCACCCGGCUCACCACCUCCCACCUGAGGCCCACAUGGUGGCCGGCCGCGCCUGGCCGAGCUGUUGCGCCCACCGACUGUGUGCCGUCAAGUGUGCCGCGCCCCGGCCUCCCUUGACCCUGCUGACCUGGGGGCGCCCGUGGAAGUGGCGCAACCUCACACGGCGGGCGUCUCCCAAGUGACCUCUUGUGGUGUGGGCCGGCGCGGGGGACGGAACCACUGGGUGACAUUUGCCUGGUGACUGUGACAGCUCGUGUGUGUACCUGUUGACCCGCUGGAGGAGCCCCGGCGACGUGUGAGCGUGAUUUGUGAGCCAGUGGGCGGCGUCGGGGCACGGCGGACAGGUCAGCUGAGGUUGGCCCGAGAGGACAGCACGCGUGGUGACGAGGCGGGUUGGCAGCUGCCCCACCCACCACCCUCCUGAUGGUGGCCGUGGCUGGCCCCAUAGCGUGCCUGGCCCCGGCCGGCCAUGGACAUGUUUAGCCUUCAGCUGGAGAGCGAGUGGGUGGGAGGAAGCUGUGGCGGCGGUGGGUCGGUGUCCGUGGUGACAACGGUCUGGGGAGUGACAAGCUCAACAACGCAGAGCACAGCCACGCCUACCCCCUCAACCCCCAACUGCACCACCAUGCCCGCGCAACCCUUCAACCCCCACUCCAAGUCCUUCAGUAGCAUGGUCAACUACCCCACCAAGCCCAACGGGUGGUGGGGAUCCCAGUCCGAUUCUGUCCAGUGCAAGACAGACCAAAAGCCCUUCGAGGACCAUUGUGGCAGCAACGGCGGGUACACCAAUAGCCCGGGCCCAGCGAUGUCAGGCAACACGGGCAUGGGUGGACCUGGCGGCAUGCAAGGCCCCGGCACGAUGGGUGGUAAUGUUGGAGGUGCCGGGGAUGCCCUCAACACUGCUGCGAUGGUGGCUGCGGCAACGGCAACAGCCACAGCCACCGCAGUUGCCCUUCGUCCUGAGAGACCCGAGAUGCAGGGACAGUACAACAGUCAGAUGACCAAUAUGACUGCUGGGUACUCAGGACCUGGACCUGGUUUUCCUAUGCAGCGGCCCUCCACACCCAACAUGAACAUGAACAACCCCAUGAAUGGCAUGAAUAACAUGAUGAAUAACAUGAUCAACAACAUGGGAGGCAACAUGAUGAACAGUGUGCCUAUGAGUAACAUGCAGAACAUGGGGCCUGGCAUGGGAAAGUGUAUGAACAUGCAGCAGCAGCAGAUGAUGUAUCAGCGAGGGAUGGGUCCAGGGAAUGGUCCUGGAGGAGGGCGAGCUGGUCCGUAUCCCAACCCUGCCAUGUUCAUGGCCCAGAAGCGGGCAGCUGCUCAAGGCCAGUUUUCUCAGCCAUCCAUGUCCCAGAUGGCUCAGAUGAAUCCGCAGAUGGGCAUGGGUGGUAUCCGUGGAGGCAGUGGGUACCCAGUCCAGCAGCCCCUGCCCUCUCAGUUCCCUCCGGGUCAGGGCAUGAGGCCCAAUAUGAGACCAGGAGGACCAUGUGGCCCGGGGGGUCCACCCUUUAACCAGGGACAAUUCUACAACCAACAGUACAACAACUUACAGUACAACGAGAUGGGACCAAUGGGACCCAUGAAUGGCAUGAAUAUGAACGGGAUGAACAAUUUGAGUGGGAUGAAUAGCAUGAGUGGGAACAUGGGCAGUGGCAUGACCAGUAUGGGGUCACACAUGUCCAUGUCCAUGUCCACCAUGAGCUCCGGCAGCAUGGCCCCAGGGGGCACCACUGGCAUGACCUCGGCCAUGAGUUCGGGCAUGAACAAUAUGAAUACUGGUAUGAACAGUGCAGGGAUGAAUACCAUGAACACUAAUGGAAUGAACAGUAUGAAUAGUGGUAUGAACAGUGUGAUGAACAGUGGCAUGACCAGUGGAAUGAACAGUGCUAUGUCUAUGACCAAUCAAAUGAACACCAGUGCAGGGAGCAACAUGACUUCUGGCAUGAACAACAUGAACAGUGGGAUGAACAACAUGUCCAGAAGUAUGAAUGCAGCCCCAGGAUCAGCCAAUGUAGGCAAUGUUGGGGGCAACUACCAGCACUCACCCAUCCCAGGCAACCCCACGCCACCCCUCACCCCGUACAUGAGUCCCCCAUAUGGCAACCAGCCUGAUGUUAAGCCGGACCUUUCAGAACUGAAACCACUUAUGCUCCAAAAGGACGAUGAGCUCCGGCUAACCUUCCCAGUGAGGGACGGCAUAGUGCUGCAGCCAUUCAGAUUGGAGCACAACCUGGCUGUGUCCAAUCACGUCUUCCACCUCAAACCCACCGUAUAUCAAACCCUUAUGUUUAGAUCAGAUUUAGAGUUGCAGUUAAAAUGUUUCCACCAUGAAGAUCGGCAGAUGAACACCAAUUGGCCAGCAAGUGUCCAGGUGUCUGUCAAUGCCACUCCACUCAGCAUCGACCGAGGGGAGCAAAAGACUUCUCACAAACCUUUAUACAUAAAAGCAGUUUGUCAGCCAGGAAGAAACACGAUCCAAAUCACUGUUACUGCCUGCUGCUGUUCUCAUUUAUUUGUUCUGCAAUUGGUGCAUAGACCAAGUGUAAGGUCCGUUCUUCAAGGAUUAUUACGGAAGAGGAUGCUGCCCGCUGAACACUGUGUUACCAAAAUCAAGAGGAACUUUAACUCUGUUGCAGCUUCAAAUGGUUCUCUAAAUAACUCUGAAGGUGAUGGAGUGGAGCAGACAGCCAUCAAGAUAUCACUCAAAUGUCCCAUAACCUUCAAGAAAAUCACACUGCCAGCCAGAGGCCAUGAUUGCAAGCAUAUACAAUGCUUUGAUCUUGAAUCUUAUCUUCAGAUGAAUUGUGAGAGAGGCUCCUGGCGAUGUCCUGUCUGCAACAAAACAGCCUAUCUGGAAGGACUGGAAGUGGAUCAGUAUAUCUGGGGCAUCAUCACCACCCUUGCCAAUUCCUCUGUGGAUGAGGUCACCAUGGACUCCUCAGCCUCAUGGAGAGCAUCCAACUCUUCAGGGAUGCCAGGCACCCCCGGUGUCAAGGAUGAGGACUCUGAUGCCUGCAUGAAGCGGUGGAACAAGGCCAUGUCGCCUGGGAGCAUGACUUUGCCCACCAUGAGCAACUUUGACAUGGGACAGUCCAUGAGCCCUUAUGUGCCUCCUGACAUGAACAGUAUCAACAAUGGUUCCAUGAUGAAUAUGAUGAACAUGGGCAAUGGCAGUAGCAGCUCUGGCAUGUCCAGAUCCACAUCUCAGUUUGAUCUGAGUUCUCCUGACUUCACGAGAGGUGGUGGCCCUCUCUCACAGCUGAGUGAGUCCGUCAACAAGAUGGACCCUCUCGGGGCUAUGGAGAAGUCAGUCAAAGAGCAGAUGGUCCCACAAAUGGGUCCUCCUCCACCCUCCACCUCAGCCAGUACCUCCAACUCCACCCUAGCAACACCAACACUCUCCUCCACCACUACCACCACCUCCACCUCCUCACAACCUCUGUGUUCCACCACCACCUCCACUACCACCACCACCUCCUCAACACCCACAUCAGCCACACCACAAGCAAGUGUGAGCAGUGGGCCUGGGAUGCCUCACACCCCUCACACCCCACACACCCCACACACACCCCACACACCUGGGGGAGUUGGAGGACCACCUAGUGUACCCUCAGCAGGAACAUGCAGUAGCACCUGCAACACCACCAGCAGCAACAACAGCACUAGCAACAGUAGCAACACCAGCACCACCACCAUCAGCAGCACCAUCACCAACAACACAACCACCACCACCACCACUGAGGCUCACAACACCUGUAAUGAGAUGAGUGACCUCCCCACCCUCAGCUUUGAUCCCCUGGAUGGUGAUGGUUCGGGUCAGGAUGGGCUGGAUGUCAGUGUCUUCAACAGCGGAGUGGACCCGAUGGACCCAUUGGAGCUACUAUCAUACCUAGAGCAACCAGACUAUAACACUCCACCUUCUUCAGGAGCCUCUUCACAGGGGCAGGGUGCUGGCAACACCCCUGCAGGUGCUGGCCUAUCCUCAGCCCCAGACACAGAUGACAUACUGGCGCUAUUUGACUGAGAGUGAGGGGUUCCAGCAACCCCAUAGUGUUGUUAAGGAAAGAAUUCAGGUGCUUGAAAACUUUUGUUAGAUGUGUUUGUGAUUCAGGUACAGAACUGCAUUCUCGCAGUGGACUGAAUACAACCUCUAACUUUUCUACGUAGAAACAUGGAAGAACUGUGAUAUUCAAAAUUAGAUUUGAGAGAAACAUUUUGUGCAUUUGCAGUUAUCUCAAUCAACUUGUGCUUCACAGUCUUCAUUUGAGAAAAAAACUUGUUAGUGAACAAGACAGUGGAACAGUGAGACUGAAGGUACAUGUUUGAUGUGGUGUGUAAGGCACAGUUUGACAACGCACAGCUGGACUGGGAACCUCAGCAUCAAGGAAGUGCACUCACAUACAUCCACCCUCAUCCUGACAAACACACACACACACACACACACACACACACACACACACACACACACACACUGCUCACAAACACACUCAUAUACAGGAAAGAAUGCUGCUCCAGUAAAAAAGGGUGUUUUAUUUUUUUAUUUCAUAAUUUUAUCAGAUAAUAGUGAUGCAUAUUCUGAUAUUUUAAAAGCAACCAGUGAUUGUACAGAUCACUUUAGCAAUGACUCUUGUGACCUGCAACUUUGAGCAGGUCCACAGCCUGGGGUAACUUCAGACCGGAUAUAUUCCAAUGUAGAAGAAACAGUCCUCUUCGUGUUUAGCUCCAAAGGACACUGGCGGUUUCUCCCAAAUGAGUAGUUAGGUUGACAGUUUCGUAGAAUAACUCAUUGAUUGUGGCUAUGCAAAGGUGUCCACAGUAGUAGUAUUUCAAAAGAUCAAUCAUGACAUCAAAAUGACAAUAUGCAUAAUAUUGUCCUGAGUAGAAACAUGCAAUAUUUUAGUCCAUGUUGGCUGUUUUAAGUUUUUAGCCCAUAACAAUGACAAAGAGAAGCAUGUAUGUCUGUAGGUCCCCCAACUGUCUGUAAAUAUGACUCUCUGAAGACCAAAGUGAGAGGUUAUAAGUCUGUCUGAGAUGUUCUGAGCGUGUGUCAGAGCAGCAGCACCGUGCGUUGUUUUUAUGUUGACAUUAUUCAGGUCCAGUGGGGUGCACAUCAGAGCGAUAAUGGGUAUAACUCCCACAAAAUUAUCUUGUGAGUGUUGUUGUGAAUGCAGUGUGAUAUUUCUGGCUGCACAGGCUCAUGGGUGGUUUACUGUCUAGACGAAUUAUUGCAUUUAUUUAUAGGUUACUCCCAUAUGCCUGUCAGCCUAAUUUUCAUGUACAUAGCUGUGUACAGAAAAAUGUCCUUUUAUUUAUCUCACUGGUCUCUCCCUUAGAGUCCUGCGCAUUGUCUAAGCUUUAAUACCCCCUCCCUAGCUCUGUCUUCACCACCAUCCUGUAGAAUAUGCCACCACAUACAGUACACCACCACGCGGGUCGGCCCCCUCCUGCCCCGCCCCUCUAGGGGCCCCGGGAGCCCCAACCCCAACCUGGCUAUUGUAGUGACUUUGGUCCCAAAAGAUCGCAUGUUACAUUUUUAUCAGAAGUUUAUAUAUAUGUAAACACACACACACACACACACACACACACACACACACACACACACACACACACACACACACACACACACAAA
Messenger RNA from Portunus trituberculatus (swimming crab), 6286 nucleotides. It is a transcript of the gene tna, whose product is annotated as zinc finger MIZ domain-containing protein 2-like. Gene Ontology annotation, molecular function: SUMO ligase activity; zinc ion binding. The transcript has 16 exons. Gene Ontology annotation, biological process: regulation of transcription by RNA polymerase II; protein sumoylation. The record is from RefSeq and is a predicted model, not a curated record. Lineage: Eukaryota; Metazoa; Arthropoda; Malacostraca; Decapoda; Portunidae. Bases 1121 to 4681 code for a protein of 1186 amino acids.